UGUUUAACAAUGUUUGACUCAAAACCCUACUGAACCUAAAUUGAAUCACAACAUUAUUUUAGGGGAAAUGUCGACUGGCGCCAAUUAGCCUGAUCAAGACAGGAGCGCACACACCAGCUCGUUCGCUGGCAACCAGCUUUUGCUGUUCGAUGAGAGCUUUUGUCGUUCGAUAAAAGCUUUUGCCGGGAGUCUUGGUUCUAGCCCCCGAGAGCGGCAAUCACUUGCGAACGCGGUGCUGGUGCGGACAUUACCUCUUCCAAACAAUCAGGAUAUUGGCUACCCACUGUCCAUUAACCCUUGAAAGUCGCGUAUUUGUUUGGUGUUCCCUUCGGCGUUUGCGGUGUGUGCGUGUAAUCCUCUCAAGCAACCAUGAGCAAGCAACUGACUCGACGUGUUGGGCAGCUGAACAAGCUCCUAACCCACGCCACAGCGGCGGCCACGACUGCAUCUUCCCACAACAACUACUUCACCUAUGUCCGGGAACUGUCGCAUCCCAUUGACCGGGAGCCUCCGAUUGUAAAACCGGAGGAGGCUGUCUCUGUGGUUAAAUCUGGUGACACGGUGUUUGCUCAGGGUGCUGCAGCCACCCCAGUGGCCUUGCUGAAUGCCAUGGCCCAGCACGGCAAGUGCAACAACCUGGAGAACGUUAACGUGUGCCACAUGCACACUGAGGGCCCGGCGGAAUAUUGCAAACCCGAAUACAAGGACAUUUUCCGUUCGAACUCCUUUUUCAUGGGCGCCAAUGUGCGAAAGGCUGUUGCCGAGGGACGGGGCGACAAUGUUCCUAUAUUUCUGCACGAGAUUCCCCAGCUUUUCUACAAAAAGAUCGUGAAACCCAAUGUGAGCUUCAUCCAUGUGUCGCCGCCGGAUAGACAUGGCUUCUGCUCUCUGGGCACCAGCGUGGACUGUGUUCGGGCUGCUCUGCUCAACUCUGAGAAAAUUGUUGCUCAAAUCAACCCGAAAAUGCCCCGCACCUUCGGUGACGCGAUCAUCCAUAAAUCUCACUUUGAUUUGGCCAUCGAGGUGUGCGAUGAUCUGCCGCAGCACGGAACCGGUAAGAUUUCGGAAGUUGAGCAGAAGAUUGGCAAGCUGAUCGCCGAGAACCUUGUCAAGGACGGUGCCACUCUGCAGAUGGGUAUUGGCAGCAUUCCUGACGCCGUUCUUGCCGCCCUGCACAACCACAAGGACCUGGGUAUCCACUCCGAGAUGUUCGCCAAUGGAGUCGUCGAUCUCGUGAAGAAGGGUUGCGUCACCAACAGCAAGAAGAAGAUGCACCAGGGCCGCAUCGUUGGCUCCUUCCUGAUUGGAGACCAGCCGCUGUACGACUUUGUCAACGACAACCCCUUCAUCGAAAUGUACACCAUCGAUUAUGUGAACAACACCAGCAUCGUGAAACAGCAGCCCCGUAUGACGGCCAUCAACAGCUGCAUUGAGGUUGACCUGACUGGACAGGUUUGUGCGGACUCGAUAGGAACACGUUUCUAUUCAGGAUUCGGAGGUCAAGUGGACUUCAUUCGUGGCGCUGCUGAGGGUCUGGACGGACUCGGCGUACCCAUCAUUGCGAUGCCCUCGUCGACCAACAAGGGCGCUACCAAGAUUGUGCCUACACUUCAGCCUGGUGCUGGUGUCGUCACAUCUAGGGCUCACGUCCACUACGUGGUCACAGAGCACGGCAUUGCCUCGCUGUUCGGAAAGAAUGUCCGCCAGCGCAUGUACGAGCUCAUCCAAAUCGCCGCUCCCGACCACCGCGAGGCCCUGGAAAAGGCAGCCUUCGAACGUAUCAAGGUGAUGCCUAGCCCCAACUAGAUACCAACACAGCCAUGUCCUGGGGCAGAGUAGUGUAACCAGCAGGCAUCUUGAAGGCAUUCCCAAAAUUGACAAGCUUCAUAGGACUGCACAUCAUCAUAAUCCUCCAGAACCAUUACCAAAAGUCAAAAUUAUAUAGCUGACUAACUUGAAAGAACUGCAAUCAUGAUAUAUAACCUUUAGAAGUUUACCGAACGUGAAAUUCAUGUGAAAAAUAAAAGUUUUAAAAUAGA
Molecule: messenger RNA, 2039 nt
Organism: Drosophila bipectinata
Lineage: Eukaryota; Metazoa; Arthropoda; Insecta; Diptera; Drosophilidae
Product: 4-hydroxybutyrate coenzyme A transferase
Biological process (GO): acetate metabolic process
Cellular component (GO): mitochondrion
Molecular function (GO): acetate CoA-transferase activity
Source: RefSeq, a predicted model, not a curated record